GCACGAUCAGUGCCGUGCAACCCGUUGACCGAUCAACAGUUCAGAACGCGACGUCUGCGCGCGACAAUUUUAGCGAUUCAUCGCCACCAUCAUCCAAUACACACGUUCGAUCAUCAUCCGCGGCUCAUCACCGAGAAAAAAUCUACUGACAAGUGUGUGCGCUCUAUUUAAUUUUCCACGGACCGGUCUAACAUGCAUGCACAUAAAGAAUUAUCAUCUCUCCAGCCGAUUUAGCUAUACCUACCUGGGAAUCUAAACCGAAACGAUUUGUUUCGCUGGAGCUGAAAAUUAGUAUCAAACAAACCGCAGUGGGACUCGCGCGAAUGUGUGCGCGGGCGUAACCACACCUCGCUCAUCAUCAUCGGUUAACUUUGUGCAAGUCGCAGUUAAGUCAUCUAACAACGAUCGUCACGGUGCAUUAUCCCAGCUAGGUACGGUGAAGAAUAUUACAUAGCCUUCGUCGGGCUGGGAAAAGCCGGUUUUCCCGAUUGAACUGACUCCCGAAUCCCACUCCCAGAACUCUGACAGCGAAUAAGCAGAAGUUUAUCAGUAGUGAUUUCGUGAACAUUGAAGUAAAGUGCUGUGCGGUAAAUCGAUCGACGAUCAAUGUGGCACAUCAUCGCAGAUAAUUGUGCAAUCGGAGGGUGAAUUUCACUUUCACAGUGCCUAGUGAUUUGGGAAUCUACCGGUCAGUGAAGAUCAGGCCACUCGGAAACACAACUCAUCAGAAUGCGUUGCAUAAGACAUGGUUUAUCAUGGGUGCAUUCCUGGAUGAACCUACUUCUUUUGCUUGCCGUUUGGCUCCAACCGCAUGUCGAUGCAGAUGAGUGUAUAGCCUCCAAAAAUGACCGGCACCGCACUAUCAUGGAAGCAUACCGGAGUUCGCACAACUGGAAUGGAAUUCUGACUGAAGAUUCACUCAGCUUGCACGAUAACCAAACGGAACUGGACCUGUCGAAGCAAGGAUUUCACGAAGUCCAUUGGCACCUAAGCAGCAUUGUCGGUGAAGGAUACGACAUUUACGAAAUGGACAUGUCGUAUAAUAAUAUCGAAGUGCUAAACGAACUGACAUUUUUGAAGUUUUAUUCUUUGGAAAUGCUUAAUUUGUCGUACAACAGAAUAAUGAUUAUCAACAAUUUGACCUUCGGAUCGUUGAUUAGACUGAUGGAGCUCGACUUGUCGUACAAUUUGAUCCACACAAUUGAAAAAGAAGCUUUCAACCGCAUGUAUGCUCUGGAGUCGUUGAACUUGAGAGAAAAUUGUUUGAUAACAUUGAAUGAGCACCAGUUCCACUUUAAUGAUCACCUUUCGUCACUGCUAUUGGAUCACAACCAGAUCGGAUUCUUGCCGAGCGUAUUGUUCGAUUCUUUAGCAAUGGUAGAGGAGCUUUUUGAAGUUGAUCUCUCAUACAACAACUUCCAUCGAAUGCCGUACAUUGAAGCAAAAGAAAUUGGCUUACUGAAAGUAGACUACAAUCAAAUCAAUAUUCUGUCCGUUAAUCGGACAUACAACGUCAGAGCCUUGGAAGCGCACCAUAACCAUAUCCACGAUGCUGAUUUGUUCCAGUUCGCAUCUGCUGAACACGUCGAUUUAUCACACAACCAACUGGAUAACAUUGCCGGGCUUCAUGAGAUGAGUCGGUUGGAAUAUCUGGAUUUGUCAUCGAAUAACAUCUCGCGAUUCGACUACAACCUGAAAUAUUCGAUACGAAACAUCCCAACCCUCGCGACGCUCAGACUUCAGAACUGUAGCCUAACGGAAGACAACAUGGAAGGUCUAUUGAUAUCGGAAUCCAUCCUGAACCUUGACCUAUCCCAGAACAACUUCGUCCGAUUGAACAUCACUCAUCUUGCGAAGCUGAAAACUCUUCAAUACGUCAGCUUGAACUUCAAUUAUCUACAGGAACUUAUAGACUACGAACACAUGUCCCAUCACUUUCCUUACAUGGAGAUGAUAUCCCUUUCCUUUAAUCGAUGGAACUGCUCCUACUUCGACAAGAUCAUGUCCUACCUCAACAAAACCCAUAUCCAAACGACCACAGAUCCUCGGGAUUGCUACAUCAAUGGCUCGCACGUCACCGACUCGGACAUUACGGACUCCUUUGAACCGGAGUACACGCUCAACCAGGUGAAACGAGACAUGAAUCUGGUGAAGAAUCUAGGCCGCAGUAUGACCUACUUUAUGUACGCCCUGUACUACAACAUGCACGGGUUGAGCAAUCAUACCCACUUCUUGCUGAAACAGAACGAUCAGAAAAUUGCGGCCAUGAGUGCCGAAAUAGGGCACCUGGUAGGAAUGGUAGCCUUCAUGGUUACAAUAUUCGCUGCUGCGAUGGUGCUUGCUGUGGCCUACGGGUUGCACGUCCUCUACAAACGGUGGCAGAUGAAUCGAUCGGUUAAGGUGGUAACAUACAACAAACGUGCCAAUGAGUUCAGCAAUGGCGUCACUGUGAAUGACGUCAUACGGGACAACAUCUGAGAGACGAACGGAGUUUGACGGGUGGGUGCCAUGUACAGUAUCGAGUAUGAAAAUGUACCAAAUGUAUCAUAGAGGAAAAUAAAGCCGUUUAGGUUAAUGUAAUGCUGAUAUUGAAAUAUAUCUAUGAAUGAUGAUGUGUC
Messenger RNA from Aedes aegypti (yellow fever mosquito), 2618 nucleotides. Its product is annotated as chaoptin. The coding region runs from base 730 to 2478 and encodes 582 amino acids. The transcript has 3 exons. Gene Ontology annotation, molecular function: protein binding. The record is from RefSeq and is a predicted model, not a curated record. NCBI's taxonomy places the organism in Eukaryota, Metazoa, Arthropoda, Insecta, Diptera, Culicidae.